Drosophila persimilis is the source of this 340-nucleotide messenger RNA. RefSeq lists its product as uncharacterized. The record is from RefSeq and is a predicted model, not a curated record. The transcript is spliced from 2 exons. Lineage: Eukaryota; Metazoa; Arthropoda; Insecta; Diptera; Drosophilidae. Bases 57 to 239 code for a protein of 60 amino acids.
AUGCCAAAUGUAUGGAAGAUCGGGUGCAGUGAUGACUAACACUGUUGGGGACCAUCAUGCGGUUGUGUUUCUUUUGUUGGAUUGCUCUGUUCCUGGGCCUACAGACGGCCCUGGCAAAGGUGCGCCACGUACGCGCCCACGAUGGCUUCCACAAUAUCAAAAGAGAGGCGGCCUGGAGUCAUUUGAAGCCACGUAUGAGGGCUCAUCAAGAAAAUAAUCGCCCCAAUAGUCAAGGAUAGUUAGAGAAGGUUGGAUCUAGAAGCGAUCUAUAGAAUAAGAUCAUUUGCUAUCUAUCCAAUAAAUAAAUGUUUGCGACCCUUGAAAAUAAUGGUCACUUGGA